CCAGGUCCAUUUUCCCCCAAUAGCAUCUCAACUUGGCGAAAGAGGAAUUAGGGUUUUAAUAGCAUCUCAAUUGGAGAGCAAAAUAGAUUCGUGCUUCGCCGGAACCCUAAUUUGCUUCUCCGAUCACUCUGUCAGAUCGAGAAAUAAUGCUCUAUCUCUAUGCUGGGCGCUAAUUGAUGGAUCCAGACAGCAAGAAGUUUGGAAGAGGGCCAAGAGAGCUUGCAGGUGCUGUGGAUCUUAUUAAUCACUUCAAGUUGUUGCCUCAUCACGAGUUCUUCUGCAAGAAGCCUCUUCCAUUGUCAAUUUCAGAUACACGCUACCUUCACAAUGUUGUAGGAGACAGAGAGAUUAGGAAAGGGGAAGGGAUGCAGUUGGAUCAGCUUAUAUGUGAUACGUCGUCUUUAAAGGAGACAAAUUCACGCAUCCAACCAUUUGAGUUAGAUGCUCUUAACGAAGCUUUUCAACUACGUGAAGCAGCUCCAAUUGUUCUGCCUCUGUCCGAAAAAGGGAUCCCCACUGUAGCUGGAAAGUCUAAAAGUGAGUCGAAAGACAAGGAGAAGAAGCAUAAGAAGCACAAGGAUAAAGACAAGGAGAAGGACAAAGAGCAUAAGAAGCACAAACACCGUCAUAAAGAUCGAAGUAAAGAUAAGGAUAAAGAGAAAAAGAAAGAUAAAACUGGCCAUCAUGAUUCUGGUGCUGACCAUUCAACGAAACAUCAUGAAAAGAGAAAGAAGCAUGAUGGCAAGGAGGAUCUUAAUGAUGUUAACAAACACAAGAGAAACAAGUUAAGAAUUUGGAUGGAUCCUUUUCUUAUUGUAAAAUAUCCAAGAAUAGCUUCUGGACCAACUAAAGAAUGCCAAGAGGGUGAAUGCACCUGUUGAAAGUAGAUUUUAGUGUGCUGAUAAACAACCUCAUUGUAUCUAUUAUACUAAGAGCUUGUUUGGCAUUGUUGCUAAAAACUGUUUAUUUUCAUAAGCACUUUUUUUUUUUGGUAACUAAAAGAUGUUAUUUACCAAAUGGAAAAUGUACAGCUCAAGAAAAGGAACAAAAACAGAACUCUAGCUGGGAAGGACAUAUUGCUCCUA
Molecule: messenger RNA, 1085 nt
Organism: Solanum verrucosum
Lineage: Eukaryota; Viridiplantae; Streptophyta; Magnoliopsida; Solanales; Solanaceae
Product: mediator of RNA polymerase II transcription subunit 19a-like
Exons: 7
Coding region: 177-881 (234 amino acids)
Biological process (GO): positive regulation of transcription by RNA polymerase II
Cellular component (GO): mediator complex
Molecular function (GO): transcription coregulator activity; transcription factor binding
Source: RefSeq, a predicted model, not a curated record